AAUAAAUUUAACAGCUAUUCAUCCAGCUGUUUUGAUUAUUCUGACUUUAACUAUUAAUUUUAUUUAUUUAUUUACAAUUAAUUAUAUAACUUUUUAUUUGGAGUGAUCAUUAAAUAAUAUGUCAAGAGAUAGAUCUAUUGCUAUCCCUGUAAAUCGUGAUACUCGAACCUUUGAACAACAUCGUAGAGAUUUUUUCAAAGGUUUAGAGAGUAAUUUUCGCAGCAAUGGAAAUAGGCAUUCAGAUUCUAUUAUGCCGUAUGGUCAACAUGGUUUUGAUGAUAAUUGGUUCAAUGAAGUUGAUGACUGGAUCAAAUCAUCUUGGGAUCAUUGGAAUGAUGAAAUGAACAGAAUACGACGUGGAAUGUUUCAGUUAAUGCCUUUAGAUGAUUUUGGUAUGAAUGAUUGGGAUACACAUGAACCGAAUAGUUUAAUCCGACAAAUGGAGCAGCGUAUGCAAGAGAUGCGUAAAAGAAUGGGCAUAUCUGAUAUGCCACCAUUCAAAGCUACAUUCGAUGAUUUCUUAAAUGAUCCUUAUGAAAUUGGCAAUGAUGGAAAGUUACAUUUCAAAGUUAGAUUCGAUGUGAAAGGUUUCUCACCAGAGGAUAUUAACGUGAAAACUACAGAUAAUGGUGUUGUGGUUAGUGCUAAAAAAGUGACACAAACAAAUACAUCAAAAAGUUCCCGUGAAUUCUGUCGAAUGAUUGAACUUCCACAGUCGAUUGAACAAACAAAAUUGGAAUGUCAUUUAACAGAUGAUGGUGUUUUAUUGUUAGAGGCACCAGUGAAAAAUAAUGAUCACAAAUCAGUGACAUUUAACAAUAAACCUCAACUUGCUAUUCGACCUAAAUCGGCUUUUUCCAGGCCUACUACGCCUAGAAAUGGUCGUAAAUCACCAGCAAAACCUUUGAUCUUAAAAGGUACUCCCGGACCUACAAUAAUUGACGACGGUUACAAAGGUAAACGACUUCAUGUAGAAAUACCAAUCGAUCCAAUGUAUAAAUCUGAAGACUUGUGCAUUAAUGUUGAACCAAAUAAUCGUCUUGUUGUAUCUGGAAAGCAUACAAAACACACUGGAGAAGGUGUACGUCUACGUAGAACAUCAUCACCAUCUGCACAAUUCACUCAUUCAUAUGAAAUUCCACAGGCAGUUGAUCCUUCAUCGAUUACUUCAGAAAUUGUUGGUAACACGUUGAUUAUAGAAGCUCCAUUGAAUAAAUCUUAUUCAUCAUAUUAUUGACAAAAUGCAUUCUCAAUAAAAGAAAAAAGAUCUCAAUGUGAUAUGAUCAAAUCAGUGAUUUUUCCAUUGAAUAUUAAAUGUUAAACUAACUUUCAUUUCAUCUAUAAACAGAGAGCCUUAUUUGCAAUCGAUAAAUUUUUGAUUUUCAUCAUUAUUUUUUUUUUGAAAAUGAGAAUAGUGUAUAUAAACAGUUUAACACUGA
This is a messenger RNA of Trichobilharzia regenti, 1439 nucleotides long. Lineage: Eukaryota; Metazoa; Platyhelminthes; Trematoda; Strigeidida; Schistosomatidae. The record is from the annotation of a GenBank genome assembly.